UGUGUGACAGGUUCUUACAAUGGGUGCGUGACCUAUAGCCCGUAUAAUGACUCAUCAUUGUGGGGGAUGAUACGAGUUUUGUCAUUGGUUCUCACGCCUGACCAGUCGUGCGACACCGCUCCAGGGUAUACAAGGCCAGCUGCGCGGGUGUAGUAUACUAGUAUACUCUUUGUGGCAUAACGUCCGUGCCUGUUCUAAACGUGGACUGAUACAAAAACGAGAUCGUGUUUUAAAACGUUGUAAAACAGUCGGGAAAGAUGGUGAGCUGUCGUGUGUUUGUCGUGGCCGUUGUCGUCGUACUGGCAGCUUUGUCGUGCGUGAUACAGGCGGCCGCAGAAGAAGGGGAGGCGAAGAAGGAGGAAAGGGGGAGGGAGAGAGAGAAAGAGCGGGGCGAGAAGAAGCGUAAGGACAGGAACCGACGCGUGCGGAAACUCGAGCGGAGGGUGGCGGGGUUGGACGGGGAGAUGCAGCAGCACGUCGCGGCGCUACGAGCCGGCAUCAACGACCAGAAAGAGCGCAUGCAACAGGUUGAAGACCUCAUAAACUUCCACGGCGACGACGUCAGCAGUCUGAGGGAGACUCUCGUCAAACUGCAGCAAGUUCACGAUCAGAUCUGGCGCUCCCUGGCCGCGCUGGAGAAGGGCGACCAAGAACACGCCAACCUCGCGAACGAGAGGUGGGAAGAGCAGCAGCGUCAAACCACCCGCGUGGACAGCUACCUAGAAGGACUGGAGGCGAAACAAGAAGAGUUUGCCACUCUGUUUCAGGCCAGAUGUGACGCCCAGGACAAGAGAAUAAACGAUCUGGACGUGUAUGUCAGGGAGGCGGGCGGCGGCGGUGGGGGAGGGGGGUCGGACGGCGAGACGGGAGACCUGUACGGCAGGCUGGUCAUGCUGGAGGCGGCUAUCGACGGUCUCCUGGUGCAGUUUCACCUGCACGUGCAGGACAGCUCGGACGGCGUGCACCGGGCAGACGGCAGUUCUACAGGCGGCGGGAACGUCGUCACCAACGCGCAGGUGGAGGGCGCUGUGGCAGUUUUACAGGACGAGAAUGCUGCCCUGAAGUCUACAAUCGCGCAGCAGCAGCGGAAACUGGACAAACUUGAAGAGCAUGUCUCUAAACUUUACAAGAUGUUCAACGGAUGUCGCUGUGAAGAUGAAAACACGGGAUCCUCGGACCCAGAAUCUACCACCGCUGGCGACAGUCCUGUUACGCCACCUACCGGAAGUAGUCGACCUAGCAACCUCCUGUCAACCCAAGGGAAAGAAGGCGUACAGCAGGAUGAGUCGGAUUCAAAGGGCGAUACUUCGGAAGAGCCACUAUCACAGAAUCCUCAAGAUGUGGAACCAACAACUAGAUCUACACCUGUAAGGGCUACAACUAUGUCCAAACUACUAACGACAACAGAAGUUUCCCGCCUUGAAAUGCGUUGA
Molecule: messenger RNA, 1433 nt
Organism: Branchiostoma belcheri (Belcher's lancelet)
Lineage: Eukaryota; Metazoa; Chordata; Leptocardii; Amphioxiformes; Branchiostomatidae
Exons: 4
Coding region: 258-1433 (391 amino acids)
Source: RefSeq, a predicted model, not a curated record